AUGUCAACGGCCACCAUAACCUUAUUUAUGGCACAUCGUGCUCAUAACACUGAAAUCGAGAAGGAAGAACGAACACCGGGCAAGUUUGAAUGCGACUGGAUACUGAAGCAAUGUAUGACAAACGGAUUGGGCCCUGACAUUCGCUUUACGCUAAGCGAUCUCGGAAUUGUCCAGAAAGGAUUGGUGGAACCGGAAAACAACGAUGAGCGUGAUUAA
This is a messenger RNA of Haemonchus placei, 216 nucleotides long. Lineage: Eukaryota; Metazoa; Nematoda; Chromadorea; Rhabditida; Trichostrongylidae. The record is from the annotation of a GenBank genome assembly.